Messenger RNA from Striga asiatica, 1035 nucleotides. The record is from the annotation of a GenBank genome assembly. NCBI's taxonomy places the organism in Eukaryota, Viridiplantae, Streptophyta, Magnoliopsida, Lamiales, Orobanchaceae.
AGCGCUUCUAUAAAACUAACCAGAGAACACAAGUUGGAGAUUUUUGGAAGAGCUGAAGAAAGUGAAAAUGCCGAAGCGAACCACGCAUACGUACUCGAGCGAGGACGCUUUGCCGGACGGCCCCGACUCCGAUCUCUUCGUCUAUUACUGCAAGUUUUGCAGCUCUCAUGUCCUCAUCACCGAUACACAAUUGCAGAAGAUGCCGAAAAGGAAGACGGACAAAGCAUAUGUAUUGGACAGGAAGAAGCAUUUGGCUAGGCUAAACACAAGUGAAGCAGGAAAGGUCCUAUUGAAGCGGGGUGAAGGUAAAUUGGAGAAGCAGUUUCGGAUGAAUUGUUUGGGUUGUGAGCUGUUUGUUUGUUACCGAGCAGAAGAGGAAAUGGAAUCGGCUUCUUUUAUAUAUGUAGUUGAUGGUGCUCUUAGUACAAUUGCUGCUGAAACAAAUCCCCAGGAUGCUCCUGUUCCCCCUUGCAUAUCACAAUUAGAAGGAGGCCUUGUCCAAGUCGCCAUAGAAGUGGAAGACCGUUCACAACGCUCGGCAAUUACAAGGGUAAAUGCUGAUGAUGUCCGUGUUACUGUAGCUGCUCCUGCUGCCCGUGGAGAAGCAAACAAUGAGCUUUUAGAAUUUAUGGGGAAGGUAUUGGGUUUGAAGUUGAGCCAGAUGACUCUUCAGAGAGGGUGGAACAACAAAUCAAAGCUCCUGGUGGUCGAGGAUUUGAGCGCCAGGCAGGUAUACGAGAAACUUCUUGAAGCCGCACAACCUUGACAUGCGCGGGAGUAUUCUAAAUUCCAUAACUUAAUAUCAGGGCUUGUUAUAAAACGCACGUGUGAUUCACCAAUCUUAUUUUGAUCAAGUAUUCAUUAAAUUUGUGUUCUAGCCCUUGAUACUUAGAUUGGAUGUUUCAAUCUUCAUAUGGUGGAUGAUCAAAGUUUGAACAAUGUUGUAGCACAAAUUGUUAUUUUUACCGAGUACCGAAUCGAAUGAUUCGUUCCCCGGGUCGAUCUCGCAAGGAAGGCAGUUCGGAAUCUAGAUUC